Drosophila eugracilis is the source of this 796-nucleotide messenger RNA. RefSeq names its product 60S ribosomal protein L10a-2 (gene RpL10Ab). The coding region runs from base 80 to 733 and encodes 217 amino acids. Gene Ontology annotation, molecular function: RNA binding; structural constituent of ribosome. Gene Ontology annotation, cellular component: large ribosomal subunit. Lineage: Eukaryota; Metazoa; Arthropoda; Insecta; Diptera; Drosophilidae. The record is from RefSeq and is a predicted model, not a curated record. Gene Ontology annotation, biological process: translation. The transcript has 3 exons.
UGUGUACAUCGCUUUUGGUGUGUCAGCAUUAAGAACUCAUUUCCUCUUUCUUUCCAAAUUUUGACGGCAAACGGUCGAGAUGGCAUCGAAAGUUUCGCGUGAUACGCUGUACGAAGGCGUCAAUGGACUCCUUGAUGCUUCGGCUAAGAAGAAGCGCGGUUUCCUUGAGACUGUGGAGCUGCAAAUCGGCCUGAAGAACUACGAUCCCCAGAAGGACAAGCGUUUCUCCGGCACCGUCAAGUUGAAGCACAUUCCCCGUCCCAAGAUGAAGGUGUGCAUCCUUGGCGAUCAGCAGCAUUGCGAUGAGGCUAAGGCCAACAACGUCGAUUUCAUGGAUGCCGAGGCCCUGAAGAAACUGAACAAGAACAAGAAGCUGGUGAAGAAGCUGGCCAAGUCCUAUGAUGCCUUCCUGGCCUCCGAAUCGUUGAUUAAGCAGAUUCCCCGUCUGCUUGGCCCUGGCUUGAACAAGGCCGGCAAGUUCCCUGCCCUGCUGUCGCAUCAGGAGUCUAUGAUCGGCAAGAUCGAGGAAGUCAAGUCGACCAUUAAGUUCCAGAUGAAGAAGGUUCUGUGCUUGUCCGUCGCCGUCGGUCAUGUUGGCAUGAAGUCGGACGAGCUGGCCCAAAAUAUCAACCUGUCGAUUAACUUCUUGGUGUCGCUGCUGAAGAAGAACUGGCAGAACGUGCGCUCUCUGCACGUCAAGUCCUCCAUGGGCCCACCCCAGCGUCUGUACUAAAUAACGCUGCGUUUAUUUUUUAACAUCUUAAAAUAAAUGAGACCUUACAUUUUUAUAAUGUAA